Asparagus officinalis (garden asparagus) is the source of this 1951-nucleotide messenger RNA. RefSeq names its product synaptotagmin-2-like. Gene Ontology annotation, molecular function: lipid binding. NCBI's taxonomy places the organism in Eukaryota, Viridiplantae, Streptophyta, Magnoliopsida, Asparagales, Asparagaceae. Bases 121 to 1524 code for a protein of 467 amino acids. The transcript has 9 exons. The record is from RefSeq and is a predicted model, not a curated record.
AGCGGAAACGGGCCGCCGGCCCCGACCUCAGCCGGGGACCUGGCCGCGCAGGUGCCCACGAGUUUCUCCUUGUUUUUUGAGAAGGACCUUCAGAGGAAGGAGUCGGUCGAAUGGGUUAAUAUGGUUUUGGGGAAGUUGUGGAAGGUUUAUAGAGGGGGGAUUGAGAACUGGAUCAUGGGGUUUCUCCAGCCGGUGAUAGAUAAUCUGAAGAAGCCUGAUUAUGUUAACAGGGUUGAGAUUAAGCAGUUCUCGCUAGGGGAGGAGCCGCUGUCGGUUAGGAACGUCGAGCGGAAGACUUCUCGCAGUGUUAAUGAUCUGCAAUACCAAAUUGGUGUUCGUUAUACUGGUGGUGCUCGCAUGUUGUUGUCACUGUCCUUGAAGUUUGGUGUCAUUCCUUUAGUCUUACCGGUAGGCAUUCGUGAUUUUGACAUUGAUGGGGAACUAUGGGUUAAGUUACGGUUAAUACCAUCUGAGCCUUGGGUAGGGGCUGUGUCAUGGGCUUUUGUCUCUCUUCCAAAGGUCAAGUUUGAGCUGUCACCAUUUCGCCUUUUCAAUCUUAUGGCAAUUCCUGUACUUUCAAUGUUCUUAACAAAGCUCCUUACUGAAGAUCUACCUAGACUUUUUGUGCGCCCGAAAAAAAUUGUCCUUGAUUUUCAGAAAGGUAAAGCACUUGGUCCUGUUUCAAAUGAUGGUAAAGCCGAAACAAACAAUGAGGGGAAUAAAGAUUUUGUUGGCGAGUUGUCAGUGACUCUGGUUGAUGCUCGGAAACUUGGUUACGUUAUAUUUGGGAAGACAGAUCCAUUUGUUGUUCUUAGUCUGGGUGAUCAAGCAAUUCGAAGUAAAAAGAAUAGCCAGACGACAGUCUUUGGGCCACCCGGGGAGCCAAUAUGGAACCAGGAUUUCGAUUUACUUGUUGCAAACCCUAGAAAGCAAAAAUUAUCUAUUCAAGUAAAGGAUUCUUUUGGCUUUGCUGAUUUCACUAUUGGCUCAGGAGAGAUUGAACUUGGUUCCCUUCAAGAUACGGUGCCAACAGAUAAAAUUGUAGUUUUGCAAGGUGGUUGGAACUUUUUCAAGCGGCAGGCAUCAGGAGAAAUAUUACUCCGUCUUACAUAUAAGGCCUAUGUUGAAGAUGAAGAAGAUGUAGCAGAUAUGAAACAUGUGGAUAAUGAUUUAUCUGAUGACGAGAUAUCUGAUUAUGAGCAAGCAGAAAAUGCAUCUGGAGAAAGCAAAUUUGAAAGAGAGAGAGAAUCAUUUAUAGAUGUCCUAGCAGCUUUGCUUGUAAGUGAGGAAUUUCAAGGUAUAGUGGCAUCAGAAAUGGGAUUCUCUAGAGCUUCAGAGGAGUUCAACUAUCCAGAACCACCAGUAUCAAGAACACGUGGUCGCGGUGCUGAGAACUCUCUUCUCGAGUCUGAUACCAAUUCUGGAGGUCCAAAAGAUUCAACAUUAAUCUGGCUUGCGGUGGUAACAAGCAUAAUGAUCCUGAUAUCUGUGAACAUGGCCGGUUCAAGUUUCUUCAAUCCAUGAUGUGAUCAGCAAAGCCUGCAAAAGGAGCCAACAUGUGUUGUUUUGCUCUAAUAAAGUUCCCAAGUAAUACGUUGCGUUUCAAGAUGAAGAGCACCCACCAUGUAUUUUACGAGAUUCAUCAGUUGCUAGAAGAGGAAGUGCUGAUUGCGGCAUUUUUGUUCUUUCCCCUAACGUUUAAUUGUUAAUAUUCCCUUGUAUGUAUUACUUCUUGUCCAUGUCAUUUCCCACCCAUAAUUUUGUUGUUUCUUGAGUUCAUUGAUGCUUUGUUGAAGUGCAUUUCUCAAGUUCAUUAGUAAAUCUUAUGUGUAGAAGUAAUGUUUCACAAAGGCAGAGAACUGCAGAGAUUUAGCCCUUAUUUCAUCUAUUCUCUGCUUUUUUGUAACUGAAGAGAACACAAGGACAGGAUAUCUUUGCAUUAAUGUAACAA